AUGUCGGAAAUCAAAGUGCCCAGCUAUACUGGGACUCUCAAUCUCACGGAAGUCGAGCUAGAAAAGCGCAAAGGAGCACUUCGUUGGGCUUUGGAAUACCAGUCCAACGAAGCUUUGAAGAAUUACUACACUCAAUGCCAAAGGUCUGCGUCCCACACAAACCUCUUACCGACCUUCAAUGCGAUCUCGACUCAGAUGGGGACUAAGCUGGGUGGAACGGUCAGCAAGUGGGUCGAUGAAUCGAAGAACGUCCCUUCCACCCAAAUACAAGUCAACGUCCGAUUCAGUAGUUCCGCUUAUACUCCUAUCGAUCUGCCCGCUUGA
Kwoniella botswanensis is the source of this 324-nucleotide messenger RNA. RefSeq lists its product as uncharacterized. The transcript is spliced from 2 exons. Lineage: Eukaryota; Fungi; Basidiomycota; Tremellomycetes; Tremellales; Cryptococcaceae. The record is from RefSeq and is a predicted model, not a curated record. The coding region runs from base 1 to 324 and encodes 107 amino acids.